GAAGAGCCUAGGGAAACAAGCCUUCCUGUUUUGUCUCUGGCGCUGGGCAUUAAGCUCUCUCUGAACACAGACCAAAACACCCAGAAAGAUUAAAGCUUUGUGAGCACAGAGAGGAGUUCUUGCUCUCUCUGUUCUUGGGUCUCUGUGGUUUUUUGUGAUGGAGAUGAUAUACUACCAGUCUUCUUACCAGGACUCUUUGAAUGUUAUAGAGGCUGAUAUACAGCAUGCCAAUUCUCUAGCUGCUGCAAUUCCAAGAGCUAAGGGUGGUGUUCGAUUUGAAAUGAAAUUGGUUUACAAUCACUGGGCUCCUCUCUUUCUGUUCUUGUUACAGUGGAUUGAUUCCUCAUGCACUUGUCUACUUCCAAGAUAUCUAAAUUUCUUCCAUAUACUUGUCUACAAGGUAUACACAGAUGGCAGGCCCAACAUUUCAAGCCAUGGAAGGAAGGCAACUAUAAGGGAUUUCUAUUCUGUUAUCUUACCCUCUCUUCAGCGGCUUCAUGGAGAUUUUGGGGAAUUAGAUGAUGCUGACAAAGAACAUCCUAGCAUGAAAAUUUCUGGAAAAAAGUUAACUAAAGGAGAUAGCAGUCUUGGCAAUGCAAAGAUAACUAAAGGAGAUGGCACUCUUGGCAAUGCUGAAUUGGAGAGAGAAGAGGAGUGUGGCAUUUGCUUAGAGCCGUGUACCAAAAUGGUCUUGCCUAAUUGCUGUCAUGAAAUGUGCAUCAAAUGUUAUCGAAACUGGAACAGAAAGUCGGAGGCAUGUCCCUUCUGUCGUGGUAAUAUAAAGAGAGUUAAUUCAGAAGACUUAUGGGUGCUCACUUGUAAUGAUGAUGUUGUUGACACUGAAACCGUUUCAAAGGAGGACUUGUUGCGAUUCUACCUCUACAUCAACAGCCUUCCAAAAGAUUAUCCAGAUGCUCUUUUCAUGGUGUAUUAUGAAUACUCUAAUUUGAUUUGAGAAAAAAGAAGAACCGAAUGAAGAGCAGGUGGUGUACAGAAAGAAAAGAGGCUCCUGUCAAAUGUAAAUAGCAUCUGGUAAGGAACUUUUAUUUGAUUCUUACCCAGAAUAACAGUUCUAUGUUGUCCUUUUUUAAGUUUAGAAGUCAAGUGUAAGAUUGUUUCAUCAGUAAUAUCAAAAUUCUCAUUUCAGAAAUUUGGGUUUCAUUAGUAUUCCGUUAGCCAGCACAAAACACUUGUAAAUUAGGGAAUACAAUGUCUAAAUGGCAGCGAUGAGGAACUCCAAGUAGAACUCAUUGUUGUGUGGUUGCAACUCACUUAUGGGUUGGCCUCGUAGAUACUAUUAUGAGUAUUAUCUUCAGCAACUUUUAGGCUUGCUUCAUAAUAUGUAACCUCCAAUUUCGGUUGUUGUAUAUUGUUCGUUCCCUUGAUAAUCAGGAAAUGAAAGGUUGCAGACAGAAUAAUAAUGAGGUGGGUUUU
Molecule: messenger RNA, 1434 nt
Organism: Fragaria vesca subsp. vesca
Lineage: Eukaryota; Viridiplantae; Streptophyta; Magnoliopsida; Rosales; Rosaceae
Exons: 5
Coding region: 158-955 (265 amino acids)
Biological process (GO): protein ubiquitination
Molecular function (GO): ubiquitin protein ligase activity
Source: RefSeq, a predicted model, not a curated record